AUGGAAAGGCUCAGAAGAACACGAAGAAAUACAAGACUAGGGACAACCCUUUCAAACCUACUGAUGAAAUUAUGCAGUUGUAAUGUAAAAGAAGAAGGUGAAGAAAAUAAAACCUCUCUUGUUGAUCUUCCCUCCUCCAUCCUCGUCGCUAUUCUUUCGAGCCUUCCAACAAUGACCCUCUUGAAUUGCAGGCGCGUUUGUAAAACCUGGCAUUACUUAAUCGCUCAAGAUCCUUAUUUUACUAAAAUUUGUAGUGAGACCAGACCAAACGUCACUGACAUUGUGUUUUGGGAUCUACAUUCUUUUUACUUGCUAGACCUUGGAGAGGACUCGAAAUACGUUCGUGGGUAUCACUCCCCAAUGAGGUUCAGACUCCAUUUUAAACCUCAUUAUCGACAUCUAAGAUUAGUGGGUUCUUGUAAUGGCCUGUUGUGUUUGACGAAUGGCAACACUCUUUCCAUAACCAAUCCCAUUUUGGGGGAAUGUGUUCUUGUUCCCAAACUCGAAAGGAAGCGAGAGGUUUUCAUUUGCAUAUUUGGAUUUAGUGGGGCAACGGGUCACUAUAAAAUCGUUGGAUUUGGUUCAGAUGUGUUGGGAGGAACAACCCUUCACUCGGAGGUUGUGGUUUAUACUCUCGGAACUGAUACUUGGAGAUAUGUUGGGGAUGCUCCAUUACCAGAACUCGGAAUCGAGUGGUGGGGUGUUACACUGAAUGGAGCUGUUCAUUGGACGAGUGGUACAAGUUCUGAAUUUAUAUAUUCAUUUCAUUUGGAUAAAGAACAUGUCUGCCGCCCUAUCCCACUUCCUCCUGACUUGAGAAAUAUAAAUAUCCAUUCUCUCAGAGUGGGGGUGUUGCGAAAUUGUCUCUGCAUAUAUCACAAUUCCUCGGAUUAUCUUGAUAUUUGGUCAAUGAAUGAUUAUGGAGUAGCUGAGUCUUGGACUAAAAUCCGUAUUUUGAAAAACUCAAUUCAGCCUAUGAUGUAUCCACCAAGCAGCGUUUGGAGAAAUGGGGAGACCUUCUUACCCGCCACACUUUGGAGAGAUGGAGAGAUCUUGUUUUCAUGUGAUUGGUAUGAUUCACAUAUGUUUUCUUAUAAUCCCAAAGAAAGGAGUUCUACUGCACUCUACUUGCAUGGUCUUUAUUUAAAAACAAAGCGCUUAAACUGUACUCGAGGUUUAGAGUUUUGUGCACUUCCCUACCGUCCAAGCUUUUCUUCACUCAAAGAUGCUGCAAGCACAGGUGGUUUGAGGAUGGUAAAUAUCAGGUCAAAACAGUAA
Messenger RNA from Cornus florida, 1278 nucleotides. RefSeq names its product F-box protein At3g07870-like. Gene Ontology annotation, molecular function: protein binding. Bases 1 to 1278 code for a protein of 425 amino acids. The transcript has a single exon. The record is from RefSeq and is a predicted model, not a curated record. NCBI's taxonomy places the organism in Eukaryota, Viridiplantae, Streptophyta, Magnoliopsida, Cornales, Cornaceae.